AUCCAUCACGAGUGACGUCAGACGCGCUGUGUGUUACGAAAAAGAGUUACGAAAGUUCUUUCAGUUCCCACAUUAGGUUGUUCGGUUUGCUCUUCUCUGCAAGUGUAUUAGAGAUCCAAGGACUGUCAUUCAGAGGAAUCAUGCUUGGAUCAGUGGUGGUGGGUUUAGGCAUUGCAGGAUGUGUCAGAUUAAGAGAGCUACUCGCCCCUUUACCAGCCAGUGCUGCUGACAAACUCACUAUCAAAGGCUUUGUUUCAAGGAGGAGCCUUGAAGAUCAGCAGGGAGUGAAACAGAUCACCAUGAGCGAAGCAUUAAGCAGAGAUGAUAUCCAGGUGGCUUUUAUAUGCACGGAAAACACGAAUCAUGAAGAACACAUCAGACAAUUUCUGGAGGCAGGAAGGCACGUGUGCGUGGAGUAUCCCAUGACUCUUAGCUACGGGUCUGCAGUGGAUCUAUGGGAUCUGGCUCAAGAGAAGGGGUUGGUGCUACAUGAGGAACAUAUUGAACUUCUCACUCCUGAUUUCAAACAGCUGAAAAAAAACAUAGUUGGAAAAACGCUGGAGGAAGGAACGCUGCACUUCACAGGUGGCUCAUUGAAGCCAGAUUUUGGAUUCCCGUCAUUCAGUGGCAUUGCCAGAUUGACCUGGUUGGUUGAUCUUUUCGGGAACCUUACAGUUACAUCAGCGUCUCUGGUGGAGGAGAAGGGGAAGAAAUACAUGAAGAUGACGGCCCACCUUUUAACACAACAACAGAAACCGCUUACAUGGAUCGAAGAACGAGGUCCAGGGCUAGGCAGAGCCAAGCACGUUAACUUCCGCUUCCAGGACGUCGCCAUCACUGAACUACCUGCCGGUCAGCGGGAGUCGGUGGGUCUAUUCAUGCAGGAUAUGGUGCUGUUUGGCCAGAAGCUGCAGGGAGACGUGCCGGCUGAGGAGCUUCAGGCCGAGAAGAACAGAAUCCUGCACUGUCUGGAGCUGGCAGACCGCAUACGACAGCUCAGCUAGAGCAGACAGGCGUGAAACUGCACAGAUGGAUGAUAGAAAUGAACCGAGCUGAAGGCCUGUUUGUCAAUUUUGCCUUAACGUCUGCGGUGGUAUUAAGGGAUUGAGGUUUUAGAACAGAUGCAACAGAUCUGAAUGUUUUUUUUAAUGUUAAGGGAAUAGGUCUGUCGUCAUUUACUGACCCUCAUGUUGUUACACAAUAAAGUUCAUAUUAUACAGUGGCAUAACAUUUUGACUACAGGCAGCUUUUUGGAAGAAAAUCAUGAAACUCAAGCAACAUGAGUGGUGUGCAAAUUACACUUUCAUUGUUUUUAUUGAACUAUUUUAAGAUUUGAGGCUUGAAAAUUGAUUUGAAUUAAAUUUUACAGCUAGAAUUGCAAAAACAGGAAUCGUGUAAUUGUAUUAGAUUAGAAACAAAAUUUUGAUUUGAAAUGUGAUGUCUUUGUUUUACGUAUAAUCAGUAAACUAACACAUUCCUUUAUUAUAUCACGUGAUUCAUAACUCUAGUGUUUAUCAAUUAACGUUACACAGCUGGUUUGUUACUAAUCAACAGAAAAAAUGUCUUGCUGAACACAUGCUGAUGUGGGCUUGUAGGUUAGUUAUGGUGACAUGUGACGCUCAGAGUUCAGCAUUUCUGCAAGAGUGCCAAACAUCCAGUGUUAACCUCCAGUGACUGGAAUUAUUCUUCAUUUUGGUUUUUGCAAAGCAAGAUCUUCAUGAUCCUGUUGUGUGAUGUGAUUAAAGCUUUGUUUUUUUA
Messenger RNA from Triplophysa dalaica, 1758 nucleotides. RefSeq names its product biliverdin reductase A (gene blvra). The transcript has 7 exons. The record is from RefSeq and is a predicted model, not a curated record. Gene Ontology annotation, biological process: heme catabolic process. Bases 141 to 1004 code for a protein of 287 amino acids. NCBI's taxonomy places the organism in Eukaryota, Metazoa, Chordata, Actinopteri, Cypriniformes, Nemacheilidae. Gene Ontology annotation, molecular function: zinc ion binding; biliverdin reductase [NAD(P)H] activity; nucleotide binding.